CCGGCGGGCCUGCGCGCGGUUUUUGCGUGCUCCGAACCGCUAAGCCGCGGGGCACGCCGGAGACGGCUCGCCUUGGAUCUGUGAAUAGCUGCUCGCGAGAGAAGCGGCUGACCCCGACCAGCGCGCGGUCCCAGGUACCGGUCCGGGCCGCGCCGCGCUCUGUCCGGCCUCUCCGCCGCUCUCUCCGCGCCUCUCUGGACAGUGGCAUCCUCGGCGGGAGGCGGCAGUCGACGGCGCCAGGUUCAGUGCCCACACCAUGGCCGCGACGCUGGCGCUGCUGUGGGCGCUACUGUUGGCGGCGGCCGCCUCCCCGCUACCGCAGGAUGUCCAGCUAGUCCAGGGGGACGUCCAGGUGGUCCAGGACGUCCCGAUCCCCGAUAAUGAAGAGAUCCUGCAGGCGUCGGUCAUCAUCCGGCCGCCAAAAAUCGAAAAGGUCACUCAGGUCACCUCGAAUAAUCAGUAUCAGAAGCUGUAUGACGAGAGCGGCAAAUACAAGUUCGGCUUCGACGACGAGAAUCAAUUCAGGGUGGAAGAACGCCUUUCGGACGGCCAGCUGCGGGGCAUUUACGGCUACAAGAAUGACGACGGCUCCUACAGCGCCUUCAUGUACACAUACGACGGUGAAUCGUACAAACAAGUACCGUACACGGUACAGGACAUUCCUGAGCAGUUGAGGUUGCCAGUCGAAGCCCAAGCGCCGGCCCGGUUCGUCCGAAACGGACUGGAAGCGAUCGCUGCUGAGCCAGCGGCCGCUGACCUCGAGUCAGAGGUCAUAGAGGCUGCUCCGUAACGGCGCCCCGCCCCAGUCACGUCCAGACGGCCACCGGAUGUCACGUCCGUCAGUCGAGAAUUCCACAAAGGGUGACGUUUUCUGACGCCCUGUGUCGAUGGCAGAGCCUCUGCUGACGGCUUUCUGAACCAAAUUCGUGGUGGCUGCAGCCCAGAUGGCAUUGCUGUUGGCUGUGGCCGGUCAAAUUCUGCAAUGGACGGUUGUAUGGAGAACCCUAUCCUGAUAUGCACGCGUAUAAUUCUUGAAUAUAAAUUGAUCACACUGUA
Messenger RNA from Amphibalanus amphitrite, 1056 nucleotides. RefSeq lists its product as uncharacterized. The coding region runs from base 257 to 790 and encodes 177 amino acids. Lineage: Eukaryota; Metazoa; Arthropoda; Thecostraca; Balanomorpha; Balanidae. The record is from RefSeq and is a predicted model, not a curated record. The transcript has 4 exons.